AUGCCGAGGACGCGCCCUCAAACCACGGGCUAUGCUCGAAUAGCCCAAGCCGAAGAAUCCGAUUCUGAUGAUGAUCUGGCAAAUUCCUUACAACCCGCAGGAGUACCACGUUAUGCCUCAAUCACCCAACCUCUGCCGCGCAGUAAUAUGCGAUCAGAUGGAUAUACUUCGCCUGAACAGUCAAGGAGGAAAACUCGGCGGCGGAUGGGAAGUACUAGCAGUAUGUCAGGGGUUGAUAUCAAGGCUAUAAAUGCGAGGCUGGAACGCUGGGCGGACGAGAUCACAAGCAAGUUCAAGAUAAACAAGGUGAAAGGGAAGACGGAUGAGGAGGAGCGAUUGGAGAUUCAUCAUUCUGUUUUUCAGGCCCCGGAUGGUGUCAGACCUGCGACGGCAGAGACGUUGGCCUCGGAUUCUGACCAAGGAAGGAUGACAAAGGCGGAGUUCGAGGAGAUUGUUGAAAGCGUGAAAAUUGCUAUCGAACAAGGGAUGCAUCCGAAGAUGAUUACACAGGGAAGUUCUGGGAGUUACUUUGCCAGGAAUACGGAGGGAAAGGUUGUUGGUGUUUUCAAACCCAAGGACGAGGAACCAUACGCUGCCGGAAAUCCAAAAUGGAACAAAUGGAUACACAGGAAUUUGUUUCCGUGUUUCUUUGGCCGGGCUUGUUUAAUCCCCAAUUUAAGUUAUGUUUCGGAGGCAGCCGCAUAUACACUGGAUUGCAGACUGCGGACGAACCUGGUUCCGUAUACAGACAUUGUACAUUUGUCGUCAAAGUCAUUUCACUACGAUUUCUGGGCACGAAGAAAUUUUUACCGGAAAAAGAAGGCAUUUCCACCAAAAGUUGGUAGUUUUCAGGUUUUCUUAAAAGGGUUCAAGGACGCAAACAUAUUUCUGAGAGAGAAUCCAUGGCCGGAUCGAGCGAGCACACAUUUUAGAAAAACAGACCCAGCCAGGAAGAGCAAAGGCUGGAAGGAUACUUGCAGACCCACUAGUGCGCGAUCGGACGAUGAGGACGACGAGGAAAGGGUUCCUAUGGCUCCUAUAGAUGGGCCAAACAAACGUUUUAUAUGGACAGAAACGCUCCAACAGUCAUUCAGGGAGGAGCUUGAGAAGCUGGUUAUUCUGGAUUAUAUUAUGAGAAAUACCGAUAGAGGCCUAGAUAACUGGAUGAUCAAGGUGGAUCAAGAGACUCAGGGGGUAUCUAUUGUUUCUGAGCCGCCAAGGAUGAACGGGACUUCUGAUGAAGAAGAGAGAUCGCCACGUCUCGUACCUGCUCAGGACGGGCCAUAUCGAGUGCAACAGCCCAUGGCAGCGGUCAGCGGGACCAAUUCGCCAAAUCCACAAGCCGGACCCACCAUGUCCAUUGGAGCUAUCGACAACAGUUUAUCAUGGCCAUGGAAGCAUCCAGAUGCAUGGCGGAGUUUUCCUUUUGGGUGGCUUUUCCUACCAGUGACACUUAUCGGACAGCCAUUCUCGCAAAAGACUAGAGAUCACUUUUUACCACUAUUAACCUCAAAGCAGUGGUGGAGUGAAACACAGUCAGAGCUCCGAAAGAUCUUUUCCCAGGACGCGGAUUUUCAAGAGCGCAUGUUUGCAAGACAGAUAGCCGUUAUGAAAGGUCAAGCGUGGAAUGUUGUAGAGACUUUGAAAAUGGUUGACCAUGGGCCACUUGAAUUGACAAGAAGGGCUCGUGUUUGUGUGUGGGAUGACCUGGUUGAUAUUCCAGUGGCGAUACCUAUGCGAGUUCCGUCUGCGGAAAUGCGACGAAAUAAUAGUUUCGGUUUUCAAAAGGAGACGGAAGAAGAAGAGAUGGAUAUUAGCAUUGCCAAUGCAUCCGCGCCACAAGCAUCACAUCAAGACCUCCUUGGCUUAUCCUCGCCUACCUCCGAAUUGCCAAAUCCAAAUCGGUUCGAACUGACUACUAGUCCUCGGGCCAGCGAAGAAGCUUCGAGAGCUAACUCACCAGAGGCUUUCAUCUCAACUGCGAAUGGUAAUCGGAAAGAAUCAGGCACGAAGAGCAAACAAGUCAAUUUCACCGACCGACCUCAAUACGGUCAUUCAAGAGGACGCAUGAGUUAUGAAGGGCCUUCACGGCCGCCUCAGCGACAUGCAAGAAGAUAUUCCGGCUCCAAUAGAAACCGUAGUAUCAGUAUGUUAUUCGAUGGCGAAGACGGAGACGGCGAUCUUGGGUAUGCGGCGGCAGAGGGAAUGGAUGGACACCAUCGUAAGGUUAUCGUGGAAAGACUUGAGACGGUUAAGAGCAAAAAUCCUGUAUUCACUUGGUGUUAA
Glarea lozoyensis ATCC 20868 is the source of this 2286-nucleotide messenger RNA. RefSeq lists its product as uncharacterized. Gene Ontology annotation, biological process: endosome organization; Golgi organization; phosphatidylinositol phosphate biosynthetic process. The record is from RefSeq and is a predicted model, not a curated record. Lineage: Eukaryota; Fungi; Ascomycota; Leotiomycetes; Helotiales; Helotiaceae. Gene Ontology annotation, cellular component: fungal-type vacuole membrane; plasma membrane; endosome. The transcript has a single exon. Gene Ontology annotation, molecular function: 1-phosphatidylinositol 4-kinase activity. The coding region runs from base 1 to 2286 and encodes 761 amino acids.